CGUCAAUCCAUCGCCCUAAUCUCUAAUUCUGCUAAGCUCGUCGCCGACGGAAGGAAAACUCCCGCUCAUGAAAUUCACCGGAAGAGUUCUCCACCCACGCCCUAAUUUUCCUUCGCCAAUCCACCGGCGGAAUACUCUGUCCAGCUGACGAAGUUCUCUACUCCACAUCCGUUGUUGUGGCACUCAAGGACGAAGAAGAAUGCACAUCUUUGCCCCUAGCCCAAUUGCAGAUCGUGGCCAAUAGGAUGACUUGCCCGGCGACGGGAUUGGUAUUAGCAGGGAUACGGUGAUGGGAUUCCUUCUUCCUCCUCAAGCUCGCCAGAAACAGAGGUUGGCCGUGACGAAGACGAAACUGAAUCCGACGGAUGCGACCUUCUCCUUCCUCCUCGGCUCGGCAGCAGAGUCUCGGCGGCAGAGGUUCGACCUUCGUUCUUCUCGCGGUGGCUGGGUGCGCCGUGGCGUCCGGUUUGGUUCUCUUGCCUCGGAGCCGCCGACUGGCUGGGCAGAGAAUGGAAUCGGAGGGCGGCGGCAGCUUUUCGUCGGAAGCAGAGCAAGGAGGCACGGAACUGAUGGGGGUAAGGGCGGCGUUGAUUGCCGGGGAAAGGGCGGCGGGGAAGCGAAAGAAGGAGGAGGGGCUGGCGGGUUAGGGCUGUGAUUGUCAAGGGCAAUAUCGUCCGUUCAGAACAGCUUAGGGCGAUAAUUUUAAAAAUUUAGGGCGUCGAUUAGAAGUUCAGUUAAAUUUGGUAUGAUCCAUGUUUGAAAAUGUUAAUAGGUUCAUUGUGAUAUGCAUGGUUCAAAAAGACACGCUUAACAUUACGCUUAGGCACGCUUAGGCGCAAGGCAAUGGAAAAUGCCUCGCUUAGGGGUUUCGCGCCUAAUUAGAUACUGGAACACGUCAAUGCAGUAAGGCGACACAUAAAGUCUCUCCUAAGCAUUACUAGAUGAAGCUAGUAAGUAAAUACUAAAGACCAAAUUUAAUAUCAACUACGAAAUCAAUUUUCUAUUGCAAU
Messenger RNA from Linum trigynum, 1010 nucleotides. Lineage: Eukaryota; Viridiplantae; Streptophyta; Magnoliopsida; Malpighiales; Linaceae. The record is from the annotation of a GenBank genome assembly.